This is a messenger RNA of Caenorhabditis angaria, 9075 nucleotides long. Lineage: Eukaryota; Metazoa; Nematoda; Chromadorea; Rhabditida; Rhabditidae. The record is from the annotation of a GenBank genome assembly.
AUGGCGUCGACGACGGAAAAUAAUAUCAAGGAUGAUUGCUCGACAUCACAAAGAAAGGUGGGUAUUUUUUGAAAAAAAAAGAAAAUUAGUGAGAAACUCUUCGCUUCAGAUUCUCAUUGGAAUCUGUGCAAUGAAUCGAAAAGCGACAAGCAAACCAAUGAAGGCAAUUAUGAAUCGAAUCGUCGAAACCUACAAAGAUUGGCUGGAUUUCUUCGUCUUCCCUGAAAAUGUGAUUCUAAAUGAGCCAAUUGAAAACUGGCCACUUUGUCAUUGUCUAAUCUCCUUCCACUCUGCCGAUUUUCCCCUUCAAAAAGCCAUCGAAUAUGUGAAAUUGCGAAAUCCCUACGUGAUCAAUGAUUUGAAUCGACAAUAUGAUUUAUUGGAUCGAAGAACCGUGUUCAAAUGUUUGAGUGAUCAUGGAAUCGAACAUCCUCGACAUGGAUGUGUUAUUCGAAAUUCGGAUAAAGAAAAGGAUACCGAAUUGAUUGAACAUCCUGAUCAUAUUGAAGUUAAUGGAGAGGUUUUCAAUAAACCAUUUGUUGAAAAACCGAUUUCUGCUGAAGAUCAUAAUAUUUACAUAUAUUAUCCAUCGAGUGUGGGGGGAGGUUCUCAAAGACUAUUUAGAAAGGUUAGUGCAUUUUUUUCGAAUUAAGGGAACUUUUUUCGGGACAUGGGCGGUCUUUCCAGAAAAAAGUUCCCUUGUAAUUAUAUUUUCUUUCCCCCGUAGACUUACGCUAAUUAAAAAAAAAUUAACGCUGAAUAUUAAAUAUCAGUGAUGUGAUUGGUCCUCCUUUAGUUUUCAUUUAUUUAUUUCUUCUUCUUCUCAAAAACAUUGUCAAUUCCUUUAGGGAACAAUGUCAAUCAAAGGAAAAAACGUCAAAUCAUGGCAUGUGAGUGUUGUAAAUUUGUUUUUUUGCGCGCAACUUACAAAAACGAGUGAUUUUCGACUAAUUAACAGUCCCUCUCUCUCUAUAUGUUCUAUCUCUUCUUGUUUUGCCCCCAACCGCGGCAUCUCGAAUUUCAGAUCAAUAAUCGAAGUAGUUGGUAUUCGCCAACAUCGGAAGUUCGAAAAGACGGUAGCUAUAUUUAUGAGGAAUUCAUACCGGCCGAUGGAACCGAUGUGAAAGUGUAUGCGGUUGGACCGUUUUAUGCGCACGCGGAAGCGCGAAAAGCGCCUGGUUUGGAUGGAAAAGUUGAACGAGAUUCGGAUGGAAAAGAGGUUCGAUAUCCGGUGAUUUUGAGUAGUAAAGAGAAGGCGAUUGCGAGAAAUGUUGUGAUGGCUUUUGGGGUGAGUGUUUUUGAGGGGGGAUUUGAAAAAUUGAGCCAAAAUAUUGAGCUCUGAACAGAAAACUUUAAAAAAAGCCUAGAGUCAGCCUAAUAUAAGGCUUUUUCGGAUCAUAAAAUAUGUCAUUCUAUAACGUCUAAAAGUUUUAUCUUUUAGGACUUUCAGACCUAAAAGUAUGAAUAUUUUGGGCCGAAAAUUGGAUUUUCAGGAGCCUAAAAUCGGCCUAACAUUAGCUUGUUUAGACUCGAAAUUCUGUUUGAAAUUCUGAAUUCUUUCUACUUUGAAAAACAUACCUUUUUUUAGUGGCUUGAUAAAAAAUUGGGAUUUUCUGAAGCCUAAAAUCAUCUUAAUAUUAGGCUUUUCAGGCUAAAAAUUUUGGGAUUAUUUGGACCUGAUUUUCUGUGGUUCUGUUGAGCCAAAAAAGUUUUGGAGCGUUUUUUCAAUUCUCUAAACCUAUCAGUAGUUUGAUAGCCUUGAAUUGAAAAAUUUCAUUUUUUUCGAAAUAAAAAAAUCCUGGAUUUGAUACGUUUCAAUUGAUAGCUAAAACAAGAUCUGAUUUUUUAUUUAUGUUUUCGUCAUUUAUAAUGAAUAAUAAAUACAGAAAAUUCGAAAAAUGCAUUAUUUCUGACUAAACAAGCCUAGACUUCAGGACUAAAACUGGGCUUGAUUAGGCUUUCAAACAGCCUAAUUUUGUGCACCUAAAAUCUAGGCUUAUUCAGGCUCAAAAUGCAUUUUUAAGCCUAGGGUUUGGUCUGAAACUGGACUUUUUAGGCUCUAAAGAACCCAGAUUUUAGGCCUAAAAACUAGGCUCAAAAAUGGCCUAAUUUUCGAGCUGAAAUGAGCUCAUAUUUUAGGCCUAGGAACUAGGCUUAUCCAGGCCGAAAAAACCCUCAAUCUCCUCGAUUUUCAGCAAACAGUUUGCGGAUUCGAUUUAUUGCGAGCCAACGGCAAAUCAUAUGUUUGCGAUGUGAAUGGUUUUUCAUUCGUCAAAACAUCCACAAAAUAUUAUGAGGAUACUGCGAAAAUUCUAGGCAAUAUGAUAAUUCAACGACUUGCGCAUAAAAUGCAUAUGAAAUUGCCGAAUAUGGCGAUUCCACCACCGCCAUUGCUUGAUCUUGGAUUAGGAGGUGAGGUUUUGAUUUUAUACUUCGAACCAAAAAAUCUACUGUUUCAAAAAAUUCAUAAUAAAUUUCAAUUUGAAGAUUAUCUGAUUAUUUAACAGCAACAAAAAGUAGUUUUGUUUAUUUGUACAAAAUCUACAAUUGUAAAGAAAAUCCCCAAAAAACCGCCCAUAUUUUCUCUCCAGAUGAUCCGCCAUUGGUAAAUACGCCCAGCGGAAAACUGAUGGAAUUGCGUUGUGUCGUUGCUGUCAUUCGACAUGGCGAUCGAACACCCAAACAGAAAAUGAAGCUGGUUGUGACGGACAAACGAUUCUUUGCACUUUUCGAGAAAUAUGAUGGGCACAAGAAGAAUGAGAUUAAAAUGAAGAAACCGAAUCAAUUGAUGGAGGUUUUGGAGUUGGCGAGAUGUUUGGUGAAUGAGAAACAGGUGAGGAUUUUGGGGACUGUUGGAAAAAUGUCAGAAAUUCUGUGUGGUUCUGAAUGUUAAAAAUGUUUUUUAAAUUGCCACGUCAUAGUUCACGUUAAAAAAAAUUUAGAUUAUUUACUGAAAUAUUGGAGAAGAAAAGAUUAAAAAAGAAUUAUAAAACUGAAAUUAUAAAAUUGUUGAAACAGUAAUUUUUCUUGAGAAAAAUUUUAGAGAAAAGUAAUUAAUUACAAAAAUUUUCCACGAUUUCUGAAAUUAAAAAAAAAAUUCAAAUGAAGUUUAAAAAUACUUCUAAAGCUGACAAUUUAAUUGAACUAAUUAAAUUUUCUAUUUAAAAAAAAUUGCCACGUCAUAAUUGACGCUUAGAAACUCUAGCAAUUUCAGAAAUCCAUUUUUUCAAUAUAUUCCUGAAAAUUAUUAGAAAAUCUCAAUACAGCUAAUUUUUCUUUAAAAAAUUCCCUACAACCCCCAAAUUUCCAGCGAGAUCGCAACCAACUUCUGGAAGAGCUGAAAGAAUUCCACGGCACCGACGAAAAACUGCACGAAAUCGAGCAUCGUCUCGAACUAUGCGAAGAUGACGCGAAAAAAUGGGAACAAAUGCGAACGGUUCUUGAAAUGUAUGCCACUUCAUAUUUCUUGAUUGUCUGUUUUGUUUCACCCUCUUUUUGAUUUAUAGAGCACGAAAAACGCAUGGGGGUUCUGUAAAUAUUUUAUAUAUACAUACUUGUAAAUAAGUUCUAUACUAAAUACUAAAAAUCAGGGUAAAUAUUCUUCUUAGAAGCAUGUUAUUGUUGUGUUUUGUCUUUUUUUAAUAAAUCCAAUUGGAAUUUAUUUAUCAUGAUUUUUUAAAAUUAGUUAGUGAUAAUUAGCUGAAAUUUUAGGUAUGGACAUUUCUCGGGAAUCAAUCGCAAAGUUCAGAUGAAAUAUUUGAAGGAAAGAGAUGUGAGUUAGGGUAACUAGAAACUAGAAAAAAAUAAUUGUUUGCAGGACCAAGGCCCGGCUUUGAAUGUGAUUCUAAAAUGGGGUGGCGAAUUGACGACUGCUGGAAAUAUGCAAGCUGAAGCACUUGGUCGAUUAUUUCGAACACUUUAUCCGGGAAUUCGAAGAACUGAUGGAAAAAGUUCGCCGGAAGAUACGCAGGGUCUCGGAUUCUUGCGAUUGCAUUCGACGUAUCGACAUGAUUUGAAGAUUUAUGCGUCGGAUGAGGGAAGAGUUCAGACGACGGCGGCGGCGUUUGCGAAAGGAAUGUUGGCGUUGGAGGGGGAAUUGACGCCUAUAUUGAUGCAGGUAGGAGUUUUUGUCCCUUUAAAUAAAUCUACUGUAGAUUCCGAGGGAUUGCUCAUAUUAGAAUGGCUAAUUCAAAGAAAUUUGAGAUUGCUCAUAUUAGAUAAAAUUUGGGAUUGCUCAUAUUCUUCAAUUUUCCAAAAAUUUCGGAUUUCCUAGCAUUUUUUUUGUUUGCUGAAAAUAGGCUCAAAAGUAAUAUGGGAAAAAAAUUAAAUCCAAAAAAUUUUGAAAUUUUUUUUCAAGUCAAAAUUUCACUAGAUUUUUCUAGUGUUUUAAUUUAAUUUUUUUUGAAAAUAUUUUAUUGGAUUUUUUAAAUUCUUAAAAUUUUAAUUUUUAAACUUUAAUUCAAAUUAAAAAAAUAUAUCGAGCACGUUUUCCGAAAUUCUGAAAAUGAAAAUUUCAAGAAAAAAUUUUAUUUGGAAAAUUCUACGUGACCCACGUCAUAUUCUCUUCAUUUCCCUCGAAAUUCUAGAAAAAUUCACAUUUCCCGCAAAAAAUGAGGUAAUUUCUUCAGAUGGUCAAAUCAGCCAACACCGAUGGAUUAUUAGACGACGAUUGCCAGGCUCGACUCUAUCAAACCGAGCUCAAAAGAUAUUUGCACAAAGCGCUGCAAGUCGAUCGAGAUUUCACCCCACAAGAUUAUCUUGAUUUGAAUCCCAGUGGUCUUCGAUCAAUCGCAAAUGCAAUGGAAUUUAUCAAAAAUCCCAAGAAAAUGUGUCAUGAAAUAGCGGGAUAUGUUGAGAAAAUGUGUGCAGUGAUUCAAGAAUAUUCGCAGACAAAACAAGGCGGAACACUGUAUUUGCAAGAAUCGAUGGAUUUAGCACAAAGGAGGUGGAAUAAAGAAUUGAGAGAGUUUCGAAAAAACAAAAAGAAUGGCGAAUUCGAAUUCGAUAUCUCAAAAAUCCCCGAUAUUUAUGAUAACAUCAAAUAUGAUAUGGAACACAAUCCCGAUCUUUGUAUCAAUAAUGAAGUGGAAUUCGAGCGAAUGUAUUCAUGUGUAAAGAAUAUGGCAGAUAUUGUUGUACCUCAAGAAUAUGGAAUAAAACAGGAGAAUAAAACUGUUAUUGCGCAACGAGUUUGUACGCCACUUUUGAGGAAGAUUCGAAAUGAUUUGCAUCGAUGUUUAGAGAAUACGGAAGAGGGAGAGACGCAGACACGAUUAGAUCCGAGAGCUUCGCAGGGAAUUGCGACACCUUUGCGGCAUGUUCGAACACGAUUAUAUUUCACAAGUGAAUCACACAUUCAUACAUUGAUGAAUUUGAUAAGAUAUGGGAAUUUGUGCACAAUUGAUGAUAAAAAAUGGCAGAGAGCUAUGAAUUUCCUAUCUGGAGUCACCGAAUUCAACUACAUGACUCAAGUUGUUUUGAUGGUUUAUGAGGAUAGUCGAGCCGAUGUUCCCGAAGCAAAUCGAUUUCAUAUUGAGAUUCUAUUUUCACCUGGUUUGUAUCCAUGUUUUCUAACAGAGAAGGAGAAGAUUUAUGAGAAUCGAUUCAAUUUGGGAUCAACUGGCGGUGGAAAGACGCCGAAACAACGGGAAUCGAAAGAGGGAAGUGAUCCGAUGACGUCAUCGAUGGAGGGACGAAAAUCGAGCACAGAAAAGGGCUGCUCGCCGACUUUGUCGCAUUUGGCGGCCAAUAGUCCGUUUGUUAGUGAUGAGAUUUCGGUUAGCAGUGAACAGGAUCCGAUUGCGGCUGAAGUUAAUGGGUUAGUUUUGGGAAAUCUGUUUAGGAAAAAAGUUUCUCAAUGAAAAUUUUUAUUGUACAAAAUUUUGGGACUAAAAAAUAUUUUUGGAAACUAACGCAUUUUUCAAAACUGACGCAAAUUACUAUAGAUCCUCUAGUACCUAGAAUCUAGUUGAAAAUUUUACUAUGAAAUUUUGGAACCUGAAAUUUCUUGUCUGAAAUUUCCAAAUUUCAACAAUUAGGCAUUUUUCGAGUCCAAAAUAGUAACUAGAGUCUAGUUUUCAUUGAAGUAGUGAACUGAAAAAAAAAAUAGAAAAAUUUCAAUUUUUGUGGGUUUUUUCAUUAGAAACCCACAAAAAUCAAAAUUUCAAUUUUUGUGGGUUUUUUCAUUAGAAACCCACAAAAUUUCAAUUUGAUUUGAUUUCGGUGGGCGAAAUCUCUUGAAAAAAAAUUCACCAUUUUCCCCGCCCCCCCUAAAAAUCUUCAUUUCCAGCCUCCUGAACUCAUCCACAAAAUCGCAUGCAGAUUCCGAAGAUGAUUUGAAUGAUGUCGAAUCGGUCAACCUCGUCGCCCUGGAUGAACUUAAUAGCUCUACGAAAAUUCGUAAGUUUCUCUUGAAAACCCACCCACCUUUUUCCAUGUUUUUUUUGCUGUGACUACUACUAACUUCUUUACAGUUUCCGACGAAAAACGGCAAAGAAGUGCGACUGGAACCGAAAAAUCAAUGGAGGUAUUUUUCAACCUUAACAUUCUUAGUGUGAAUUUUUUACAAUUCAAUUUAGGAAGGUGAUAAACCGCACGGCGAAUGGAAAAGUGGUGGAGUGGCCAAGUCAGCGAGUCAAAUAUCAGUUGGAUCAAAUGAAAAUGAAUCGUGUUUGGAAAGUAUGGAAACGGUUGGAAAUGGAAAAGGACAAUGGGUCAAGGAACUGUUGGAUCAGACGAAAAAAGCGAUGGCAAUGAAUUGUAUCAAAGAACACGAGCCGAUUAUGAAUGAGAAGGAAAAAGAGGAGGAACAAAUUCAGCAGCAGCAACAACAACAACAAAGUGAGCGGCAAUCGAGAUGUGAGAAAAUUAGUUAGUGUGAAUGGUGGACUUUUGAUUUAGGGAUUGGAAAUUGAAGGAUAAUGUGUGGUAGAUUCUAACCUAACGAAAAAAAUUCUCAAGCAUUUUUUCGAAAAUUUUAAUAUGAGCAAUGCUCGAAAAUUGAGCAAUUCUUGAAAAAUUCUAAAACAAAAUAAAAAGUUUUUCAAGUUUAGUAUGAGCAAUGCUCUAGAAAUCGAAAUUGCUUAUAUAUUUAACUUAUUUUCUUUAAGGAUUCUGGAAAUCUGGAAGUUUAAUAUGAGCAAUGCUCGAAAAUGUCUGAAAAUCAAUUUCUCGAGUAUUUUAAUAUGAGCAAUGCUCGAAAAAUUCUGAAAAAUCAAGUUUUUUGAAAAGUUUAAUAUGAGCAAUGCUUGAAAAUUCUUCAAAAUAACUUUUUCAAGAAGUUUAGUAUGAGCAAUCUCACUUUCUUGAGUAUUGAGAUUGCUCAUAUUAAGAACUUAUUUUCUUUAAGGAUUCUGGAAAUCUAGAAGUUUUAUAUGAGCAAUACUUGAAUAAUUCUGAAAACUAGUUAUUUCAAGAUAUUUAAGAUGAGCAAUGCUCGAAAAUUUGUUUCAAAAAAUCAAUUUUUCUAGCUCUAAAACCCUAUUUUUUCAAACAAAUCAUAACAAGAACUUUUAAGAUAUCAAAAAUUACCCUGAAAAAAUUUUUCAAAAAAAUAUUUAUAAAAUGUCUAAAGGUGCACGUGGUUCAUUCAUCGUUUCGGAACAAUUGGAUGAAAAAAGUAUGUUCUGCAAAAAAUGUUGUUUUUGUUUCUCAUUUUUGUAGUCAUUGUCCAAUCCAGUGUUGUUUUUGAUUUUUUGUGAUUGUCCAGCCAGAUUUUUAUUGGGAUCCAGGAAAUCCGCUGGAAUUUUUUGACUAAACAUAUUUUUUUCAGCUCGCCGAUAUUUUCCAUAUCGAUUCAAACAUCAUACAGCACAACUUUUUGCUGGUGAGAAAUCAGUUUUUUUUUGUUGCUGUUUCGAAAAAAAAACAAUUUUUCUAAGGAAUGUCUGCAAUCCACGUGAAUAAUCGAUUGAUUAGCACCGAUGUUUUGACGGGAAAAUUUGGCGAUCACGACAAACACAAAACACGCAAAGAUUUUGGAGCUGGAACUGCUGUCAUUUCGACGGCUGUCAUUGCGAGAUCUUCAUCGGCGCCUAGAUUAAUGACCUAUGGAGCUGAUGAUUUUUCGGUUGGAGGUGGGAAAUUUUUGAAUUUUUAUGUUAAAAAAAGAGUUCGGAAAUUUUUGCCUCACAUAAUUUUUUUCUUGCACAAAAAUUUCUGAACUUCGAAUUUCUGAAUUUUUUAUUCAAAACAUAUUGAAAAAUCACUUUUUUUUGGUUUAAUAUGAGCAAUGCUCUAGAAAUCGAGAUUGCUCAGAUUAAACACUCAUUAUUUCUAAGGAACCUGGAAAGCUAAAAGUUUAAUAUGAGCAAUGCUCGAAAACUCUUGGAAUAGUUAAUUUUUGAGAAUUUUAGUAUGAGCAAUACUUCAAAACUUUUGAAAAUCAAUUUUUUGAGGAAGUUUCGUAUGAGCAUUGCUCGAAAACUUUUUGAAAAUCAAUUUUUCGAGAAUUUUAAUAUGAGCAAUGCUCAGAAAAUUAUUAUUUAAAAAAUGAAUUUUUCUAGUUUAAUAUGAGCGAUGCUCAGAAAAUUCUUAUUAAAAAUCAAUUUUUGAGGAAGUUUAGUAUCAGAAAAUUAUUUUUGAAACCAAUAUUUCUAGUUUAAUAUGAGCAAUGCUCCGAAAAUUCUUAUAAAAAAUCAAUUUUUUGAGGAAAUUUAGUAUGAGCAAUACUUCAAAACUUUUGAAAAUUCAAUUUUUCCAGAGCAAUGCUGUCAGAAAAAAUCCAAAAGAUUUUCAAAUUUUUCAGAAUUUUCAGAACAUUUUUUUCUGAUUAAAAAUUCCUGAAAAAUUAUAGAUUUUUUCAACAAAACCUCCCAACCCCAAACCCUUCUUUUUUUCCCAGAAAUCAAGCGUUUCUGGCCACCUCUUCGAUCCCUCGAAACCCUCCACGAUUCAAUUCCCUUCAACGAAUUCGACAAUUUUCUGGCUCGACUAAUCAAAGGCGCAAUGACACCGUUGCCUUCUCCACCAAAAACCCCAAUUCCAUCAUCGAUUUCGUCAGAUACAAUUCACAAAACACCAACACAAGAUGAAGUGGAGAAAAUUAUUGGGAAACUUGUUGUGGAUAACAAAUAA